AUGGCCGUCUCUGACACGAUAUCCCACUGGCCAGACCUCCGGACCCGGCCCAUCUCUCCGCUCCUACGGGCCCGCUACUACGAGGGCCUCGUCAUCGCCCUAGAGUACUUGAACGCCCGGGCCGAGAGCCGGUCGAGCCGCGCGGCAACCAUCCUCAAGGCGGAGCAGUGGUGCCGGAUCUACUACGGCUCGGGCCGCAGGGUCUGCACCAAGCAGCAGCCGGGCGGCCUCCUCCUCGAGGCGCACCCGCAUCUUUUUGACUUUUCCGUACCUCCACACCUCCGCCUCGAGCCCGCCGCGCCAUCGCCAACCACGAUGCCGCCCGGAAGGAAGAAGAACGCAGAGGCGGGGGGAGACGCAGAAGAGCCCUUCCCGCCCUUCGAGGAGCCCACCGUCGCCACGCCCGCCGAGCUCGACGACAUCAUCGACCUGCGCAAGACGCACGGCCAGCCUCCUCCCGCCGCCGUCGCCGAGAGGAGGGCGAAGCCCACGAUGCGCGUCACGCCCGACGACCUCCGCGGCUCCGCCGUCCUGUCCCACCUCCCCGAGUUCCUCAACCGGCUGUCCCGCGCCGACCCGGCGGCAGGCGCGGCAGGCAACAGCGCCAGCGGCGGCGCCGCCGCCACCAUGGUCGAGCUCGACGACGAGGCCGUCGCCGACGGCAGGCAGCACAUCGAGGUGAGCCUGCUGGCGGGCGUGCUCGAGGAGCAGCGGCGGACGCAGCAGGAGGGGGACGGGGGAGUGCGCCUGUGGGACGGCGGCGAGAUCGACGAGAGCGACGAGGAGGGCGGCAGCGGUGGCGGCGGCUUCCAGAUGGCCCUGCCGACGGCCGGGUCCAGGCCGUCCAGGCCGCUGGUGCGCUCGGCCAGCCUCGUCAGCUCGACGAGCUCGGACUCCACCUCCUCGGAGGAGAGCGCCUCAUCGUCGUCGUCGUCGUCGUCGUCGUCGUCGUCGUCGUCGUCGAGCGGAUCUGAUGAACCGUCGUCGGCGCCGGCACCAGCUCGACUUCGACGCCCGGGCCGUAGGAGGUCUUCUGCCGUUUCUUCAGGGGCGGGCCGGAGCAGUGAGGAGGAAGGGGAAGGGGAAGAGGAAGAUACGAGCAGCUCGUCCAGCUCAUCUAGCUCAAGCUCGGGCGGCAGCAGUAGCGACGGCGAAGAUGAAGCAAGUCCCGGAGAAAGGAAACGCAAGGCGUCGACUGACUCACCACCUGGGAGUCCGGAGGGCAAGAAGGCGAGAGCCGCUUCUGGGAAGGGGACGAUGCGACUGAUCGAGGAGGUUGAAUAA
Thyridium curvatum is the source of this 1284-nucleotide messenger RNA. RefSeq lists its product as uncharacterized. Bases 1 to 1284 code for a protein of 427 amino acids. The record is from RefSeq and is a predicted model, not a curated record. NCBI's taxonomy places the organism in Eukaryota, Fungi, Ascomycota, Sordariomycetes, Thyridiales, Thyridiaceae. The transcript is spliced from 2 exons. Gene Ontology annotation, molecular function: mRNA binding.